AUGGCUUUGCAAAAUGGUGAGCUAUCUAAAGAUCAGUUACUUGAUUCUCAAGCUCACAUAUGGAACCAUAUUUACAGCUAUAUAAACUCCAUGUCACUUAAAUGUGCAGUUCAGCUAAAGAUACCUGAUAUCAUCAAUCGCCAUGGUUCACCGAUGCUACUUUCCGAGUUAGUCAAAGCCCUUGGCAUAAACAAGGAGAGAACUCCUUUUGUCUAUCGGCUUAUGCGCAUCCUUAUUCACUCUGGAUUCUUUUUGAAACAAACUGUUUCAACCACACCCGGAGACAAUGAUGAGGAGGGAGGAGAAGGCUAUUUGCUAGCUCCUGCUUCUCGAUUGCUUCUAAAGGAAGAUCCAUUAAGCCUUAGGUCCUAUUUGCUAGCCGCGAUGGAUCCAGUGAUGUUAGAUCCAUGGCAACAAAUGAGCAAAUGGUUCCAAAAUGACGAUGUCACACCGUUCUACACAACACAUGGGAAAAUGUUUUGGGAUAUGGCAAGCCAAGAGUCAAAGCUUAACCAGUUCUUCAAUGAAGCGAUGGCUAGCGAUUCAAGGCUUGUUACAAGUGUCAUUCUUAAACAUUGUGGGAGUGUUUUUGAAGCGAUAGAUUCCAUAGUCGAUGUUGGGGGUGGUACUGGGACUGUUGUCGAGGCUAUUGCGAAAGCUUUUCCCAAUAUUAGGUGCAUCAACUUUGAUCUUCCUCAUGUAGUUGAUGGGUUGGUUGGAACUAAGAACUUGAGUUAUGUUGGUGGAGAUAUGUUUGAAGCCAUUCCUAAAGCUGAUGCAGUUUUUCUUAAGUGGAUUUUACACGACUGGAGUGACGAAGAAUGUAUGAAGAUACUGAAGCGAUGCAGAGAAGCGAUUCCAAGCAAGGAAAAUGGAGGAAAGUUAAUCAUUAUAGACAUGGUCUUGAAGGUAGAUGAAGGAGAGAAUGAUUUACUCAAGACUCAACUUUUCUUGGAUAUGUGUAUGAUGACUUUGGUGACUGGAAGAGAGAGGAGCGAAAAAGAGUGGGCAAAGUUAUUCUUUGAUGCCGGCUUUAGUGAUUACAAAAUAACUCCGGUUUUAGGGUUAAGAUCUCUCAUUGAAGUUUACCCUAGUUAA
Messenger RNA from Helianthus annuus (common sunflower), 1098 nucleotides. RefSeq names its product trans-resveratrol di-O-methyltransferase. The record is from RefSeq and is a predicted model, not a curated record. The transcript has 2 exons. Lineage: Eukaryota; Viridiplantae; Streptophyta; Magnoliopsida; Asterales; Asteraceae. Gene Ontology annotation, biological process: methylation. Bases 1 to 1098 code for a protein of 365 amino acids. Gene Ontology annotation, molecular function: protein dimerization activity; O-methyltransferase activity; S-adenosylmethionine-dependent methyltransferase activity.